AUGAAAGCCAAUAUUUUAAAUUUUGUUUUGUUUUCAAUUGUUAUUUGUUCUUUUGAAUAUGCCCCAAAAGAAUUAUACUAUGUAAACGAGAGAAGUAUAUACCUUGAAAGGAAUAUAAUAUAUUUUAGAAAUAAUAGGAUAUUAGCAGAUCCAUACAAAAAAUUCGAUUUUAAUGAUUUUUAUAAAUCAUCUUUGGGUUCUGGAUAUCAAUUUGAUGGCUACAAUGAUGAUGAAGAAAUAACAAAUCUUCGAAAUAUUAUAGAUUCACAUAUAACGAAGCAUAAAGAAAGUAAUAAAACACCCAAUUUAAAUAAUAUGGAUGAUGAAACGAAAAAAUUAAUUUAUGAGCUUCGAAAAGAUAUAGAAGAAAUAAAAAAGGAAAUUAACAAUAAAAGGAAUGGUAAGCCAGAAGCACAAUCGAUAGAAAAUAAAAAAUUAGCAAAAAAAUGUAAAAAUAAUCCUGUAUCAAAAGAUGCAAACUUUGAAGAAUUGGAAAAUGAACAAAAUGAUGAAAUCGUUUCAAGGAGUGAUAAUAAAUUAGAAACUGAUCCCGAGACAAGAAAAUCGAUAAAAAAAUUAGUGAAGAGGGGAUUGGUGUUGGCUGCACUUUCUUUAGGGUUUAUAAUAUCAGGAGGGCUUACUAUUCCAUUUAUUGUUAUAGUUACACUGCUUUCAUUUGACACAAUUAAGAAAUUGUUGCGCUACACUAAAUCAGAAUUAAAAAACCCAAAAAUAUUCAAAAUAUUAAAAUAA
Plasmodium vinckei vinckei is the source of this 753-nucleotide messenger RNA. Its product is annotated as fam-b protein. The transcript is spliced from 2 exons. The record is from RefSeq and is a predicted model, not a curated record. The coding region runs from base 1 to 753 and encodes 250 amino acids. Lineage: Eukaryota; Apicomplexa; Aconoidasida; Haemosporida; Plasmodiidae.